CUGGCGCAGCGGGGCGUGGAGCGCGACGUCUGGUUUUCGGCGGGAAUUGAAACCGCCACAGCUGCUCCCCAGCUCCAGAGCACUGCUGCUCUAGGCAGGGCACCAUGGUGCGUCCUAUCAGAAAUAGAAAACCAAUAAAUUAUUCACAGUUUGAAGAUUCUGGCAAUGACUCUGAUGAUGAUUUUAUUUCUUCAUCCACACCUGUAAACAAGUCAAAAACUGUGCCAAAGGUAUUAAAGCAAGACAAACCAAAACCUAACUUGAAGAAUCUCCAAAAAGAAGAGGUCUUACCAACAGAACCCCCUAAAAAAAGGUGAGAGGGUGGCUUUAGAUGACAAGGUCUUCCAAAGAGGUCUAGAAGUUGCCCUGGCUUUAUCUGUGAAGGAACUUCCAACACUCACCAACCAAGUAAAGAAGUCCAAAGAGAAAAGCACUGACAAACAAGGCAAAGAGAAAACAGAAAAUACGGGUAAACCUCCUCAUGUCUCUAACUGCAGUGUAGCCAGUGAUGAUGUAGGUAAGUUUUGAUAUUAAUAACAGUUUUCAUUCACACUGCUAUUUUUCUCACUUAAGUUUUUAUACUCAUAGCUAGAACAGCCUUCCUUGUUAACAGUCUUCCUAUGAUAAGGCUCUCUCUCAUCUCCUGGCCUUUGUUUCUUUAAGCUUUCGUUUUGUUCUCUGACUGAGGACCUGCUGUCUUCCACACUAGGCAGUCAUGACUACUCAAGCCCUUCAUCCCACAGUAGGUGCCCACUUAAGAGAGGGCUGCAUCUUCCCAGGAACAUCUGGGAAAUUCUUUGGCAAUGACUCACUGGGGUCUCAGACUUACCCUUAAAACCAGAGUCUGUUCCUGGGAGACUAAUGGACUCUGUCCCAGCAUGGCCUGGUAGUGUGUUACUAGGCGCAAAGGAGGGCAGCAGAGGUCCUAGAGUCUGCCUGGAGUUCUCAGUGGUGUUCGUGUCUCCAGAAGAUUUGGACAAGAUCACAGAGGAGGGGGACGCCUCGAGUGUUGAAGGGGAGAGGAAGUCACCAUCUCAAGCCAAGGCUCCGCGGAGGAGAGCACCUUCUGAAGGCAGCGAUGGCAGCAGUGCUAACGACACGGAGUCGGAGAGCGCCACUGGUGAAGGUUCAGAAAGUGAUCCUGAUUUUGAUGAGAGUAAAGAAAGUGAUGAAGACUUUGGUGUGAGAAGAAGUAAAGAAUCAAAGAAGAAAACAGUGCAGAAGAAACCUGCAGGGGAAAAGAAGGAAAGGAAAUCAAAACCCAAAUGUGAGGCAUCAGUGACUUCAGUAGACCCAGCUCCAGCUGCCAUCAAGUCAGGAUCUCCAUCUUUACCCCAGGCAGUUGGUCUUCCUUCUGAGGCCACUAGGAAACCAGCAAUAAUGUGCAGCCCUUCAGCUGAAAGCAAGAGGCCCAAGUGGGUCCCCCCAGCUGCCUCUGGGAGCAGGAACUCUAGCAGCAAUGCAUUGGCAGGAACACCUGCCAAGUCCCCGAGUCAGAGCCUGCGUCUGGGCCUCUCCCGAUUAGCGCCAGUUAAGCGCUUGCAUCCAAGUGCCACAAGCAGCCAAGUGCGGUAGCAGGAAAGGACUGCUGGGACCCUUGGGACUGCAAGCAGGGUUGUCAUAUUCAGCUUCCACAUAAGAGAACCUUUAAUGGGUCACAUGAAGGACCAUGUCUGUGUGUGAUUCUGGUCUCAUCAAAGCCUUUCUGUCCUUCAGCAAAGGGUUCUGGGACCUCUCCUUGUGGCACUCCUGAAGAGUGUGUUGUGUUUUCUUGUGUUUAUAAGCCACUGUCACUCGGGCUCUGCGGCACGUCUGUAAUCACAUGUCUCCCAGCUCUGGCAUGGGAGCAUCCUGGGUCCUUCAGGAGGCAUUGCUGAAAUCUUUCCCAUACUACAUUUCUUCAGGUUUAUUCCAAGCUUACUCUCUUUGUCUAGGUCUUUUUAGUAAGAAUUCUGCUUUUGUACAUAUUAACAUGUUGACUCUACUGCAGCAUGUGUUCCUACAUGGGACAGGUGGUUAGUGUACAGCAGAUAGAAUCUCAUGACGCUGUAUGAACUUUUCAAAACCUUUAAUAAACAUGAAAAGAUGUAAGCUAUGCUCAUUGAUACCAUGUAUGUACCUGCAUGUGUACGUGUUGCUAAAAUGAGUCUUCUGUGGUCAAAAUAAGCAGGGGGAGGAGUGUCUUCAUCAUUGAGAUGAAGCCCAAGGUUGAAAGCUGUCACCUCCACGCCCCUGUCACAGCUGAUGCAUCGUCUCAGGAAGCUCUGGUUUACUGUCAGUAAAAGCAAUUAUUUUUAUAGUAAGAAAUCAACUUGUUUCUGAUUACUUUAAUAAAGUCUAAUGUUUACUGUAAAA
This is a messenger RNA of Mus musculus (house mouse), 2355 nucleotides long. RefSeq names its product RAD51 associated protein 1 (gene Rad51ap1). Lineage: Eukaryota; Metazoa; Chordata; Mammalia; Rodentia; Muridae. Bases 862 to 1575 code for a protein of 237 amino acids. The record is from RefSeq and is a predicted model, not a curated record. The transcript is spliced from 8 exons. Gene Ontology annotation, cellular component: chromosome; chromosome, telomeric region; nucleus.